Messenger RNA from Branchiostoma belcheri (Belcher's lancelet), 2374 nucleotides. Its product is annotated as protein O-linked-mannose beta-1,2-N-acetylglucosaminyltransferase 1-like. NCBI's taxonomy places the organism in Eukaryota, Metazoa, Chordata, Leptocardii, Amphioxiformes, Branchiostomatidae. Gene Ontology annotation, cellular component: Golgi membrane. Gene Ontology annotation, molecular function: beta-1,3-galactosyl-O-glycosyl-glycoprotein beta-1,3-N-acetylglucosaminyltransferase activity. Bases 348 to 2303 code for a protein of 651 amino acids. Gene Ontology annotation, biological process: protein O-linked glycosylation via N-acetylgalactosamine. The transcript has 5 exons. The record is from RefSeq and is a predicted model, not a curated record.
UCAAUAGGGUCACUUCCGGUUUCUCGUUUCUUGAACGGAGGAAUUUGCAGUUGUCAAUAUUACCCGAAAUUAUACCUCGUUAAUUCCAUUUCUCGCCACGAUGGGACCGUUAUCUUUGCCGUGAACUAGUCGAUAGCUUUAGGACGGCCGCAUACAUGCAGGUUGCAUGUAAGGGAUCUCUGAAUAGCCUUGAUUUUUCUGUCAAAAUUGGACUGAACGCCGCCGGCUGAAGUUCAAACAACGCGCAGCGUGAACGUGAUCUUUGUGCACCCCCCUCCCCAGUUCUGAGAGCUGGAGUCUGAAGGACGGUCCUUCUCUCGAGUUUUUAUCUGUAUCCAUGAGCAGUGAUGGACCAGUGGAAACCUAACCCGAGAGCGGCGCCGUUCAUCCCCCGACACAGGCCGAAGGGAUUCCGUCUGGGCCCGUCAGUCAGGUCUGGCCCUCGAGUGUCCACUCGUGUCCUGCAGGCCAUCCUAGUGGUCAUCCUGCUGGCUACAGUCAUCAUCAACAUCCUCUUCAUCCUGGACACUACCAAACGGCUGCGGCAGAAGACCACACAAGACACUGCCUUUGGGGACGAGGAGGGAGGGCCUGGUGACCAUCAUGCACCAGGGCAGGACAGCGGCAGGAAGAUCGACAUCGCCGUGCUGUCCAGCCAGACCAAGGUGUCUGUAGCAGUGGACGGCACAACCGUUCUUGAAGAUGAAGACAGUGAGAAGGGUCGCGGGAUCCACAUCCUGGUCCUCCAUCAGGCGACGGGCAGCGUGAUGGCGCAGCGCGUGUUUGACACGUACUCAGCUCACGAGGACGAGGCCAUGGUCCUGUUCCUGAACAUGGUGUCCGACGGGAGGAUCCUCAUCUUCACUAUCAAGGACGAGGGAACUUUUCAGAUGAAGAGCACAGCCAGAAGCCUUCUGAAGACCUUGGGCAGCCAACAUGCAGACAUCCUGGGCUGGCGGGACAUGUGGGGGUUCGUUGUGGUGAAGACUGGGCAGGUGUUUGCAGAACAGCACAACAAGUCACCUGACCUGUCCACCUGGGCGGAGCCCGUGUACCUGGAGACCUCCAUCCCCCUGGCAGCCAUGGAGGAGAGCGACUGUCCGUGGCCAGACACGGACGUAAACCGGCGUCGGCGUACGUUCUGCAGUAAGAUCGAGGGCUACGGGAGCUUGUGUAGCUGCAGCGACCCGGCUCCCAUCGAGAUGAACCCGGAGCCUCUGCCCAAUAACAGGAUCGCAGACGUCCCUGUGUCGGUGAUAGCCAGCAACAGGCCGGGAUAUCUGUACCGCAUGCUGAGGUCGCUUCUCUCUGCACACGGCGCUAAUCCAAACAUGGUGACUGUCUUUGUUGACGGGUUUUUCGAGGAGCCGAUGGAAGUUGUCAAACUGUUUGGUGUGCGAGGGAUCCAGCAUACGCCAAUAGGGGUGAAAAAUGCCCGCAUAUCGCAGCAUUACAAGGCAAGUUUAACAGCAUCCUUCAACUUGUACCCCAAGGCUGACUAUGUGAUAGUGGUGGAAGAGGACCUGGAUGUUUCUGUCGACUUUUUCAGCUAUUUCAGCCAGACAUUACCCCUCCUGGAGGAGGACCCGACUGUGUACUGUGUUUCUGCGUGGAACGAUCAGGGCUAUGAACACUCCUGUGGUGACCCUGCCCUGAUGUACAGAGUAGAAACCAUGCCGGGGCUAGGCUGGAUCCUCAAACGCUCUCUCUACAAGGAUGAACUCGAACCCAAAUGGCCGACGCCGGAAAAACUUUGGGACUGGGACAUGUGGAUGCGCCUGCCAGAGAACAGGAAAGGACGGGAGUGCAUCAUUCCCGAUAUCUCUCGGACAUAUCACUUUGGCAGCUCAGGCCUGAACAUGAACUCAUAUUUCCAAGAAAUGUACUUUAAGAAACAUCUGAUUAACACUGUGCCAAAUGUAGAGUUAAAGAACAUAGACAGGAUGAAAAGUGAACCGUACGAAGAAGACGUCAACAAGUUGAUCAGCACUGCAGAAGUUCUAGACCACAACAUGUCCCCCUGCAGGGACAAUCUGAUCCCAGAUGCUACCGAGGGCCAGAGCUACGUCUUAUACAUACAGAUGGCGCGGGAAUCAGACUUCCAAAACUGGCUGGCGCUGGCAAAGUGCCUGAAAGUCUGGGACCUGGAUGCGCGGGGAAACCACAAGGCCAUGUGGCGAAUGUUUAUGAAUGGGAACCACUUCUUUGUGGUCGGACAUCCAGCUUCUGCGUACUCGCAACAUAAACCAGAUUACAUCAUACCAGUGACCCUCCCUGUGGAGAAGAAGGACCAGAAGCGGUAGCUAAUUUGGAACUCCUGAUCUGUGUAAAGUUAGGGAUACAUAGUAGAAACUCUAGACUAGAGACCACAGAC